Messenger RNA from Pelecanus crispus (Dalmatian pelican), 2994 nucleotides. NCBI's taxonomy places the organism in Eukaryota, Metazoa, Chordata, Aves, Pelecaniformes, Pelecanidae. The record is from RefSeq and is a predicted model, not a curated record.
AUGGAUUUCAGAAAGCAGCAGGGCAUGGAAGCAGAUGCUUUUAAGGAGGAAGACCAUAUGUCACAGCAGACUGCCAGUGAUCUGGCAAGCAUGGUACCAUCUUCCAAUAUAAUAAAUGAGAAGGUCAUGCCUUCUUUAUUCCCAGGUCGGGUUGACAAUAUGAGUGAUUCCUCCAGCAAGCAGUGUCCACUUUUAUGCAGUUCAGAAGCCGGCUGUAUGAUGGGCAACAGUAAUGUCUCAACAGAUAACUUGAGCCACAACCAAGCUUUUCAGCAUGCAAGGCAAUUAUAUUAUUUGGCCAACUCUGAUUUUUUCCAUCAAAAGUUGGCUUCCAGUGUAAACCAGGCUGGAAUUCAUGAUGCAAGUGACACCUUGGAAAUGUUCACUCCUCCUCUGCUCCCUGCCUCAGAGCCUGGGAUGAACCAUUGUGCUCCCACCUACAAAAACAUCGAACAGACUCCAGGGCAGCAGGACCAGGUGAUGAAGCAGCAGAUGGAGCAGCUGCAAAGGCUGGUGGCUGAACAGCAGAAAAUCAUCGCACUUUAUAACCCAGAUAACAGUCAAAUAAAAGAAAGGAGUUUCCCUGAAACUUUUUCUGCUGUCAAAGAAGAACAAAGACAACAAGUAAAGGAGGAAAUUCCUCCAUCUUCCUUUGGCAUAGAGGGGAAGAUGAAGACUGGAAACAUAGAAGACAGGCCAAUUGCACCAGAAAUUGGUAUUGGACAGAAGCCUUCUGAAGAAUUUGUUGAAGAACAACUUAAAGUAGACAAUCAUCUCAUAGCAAAACAGCAGAAGGAGCAGCAGACGAAGGCAAAAGGAACACCUCGGAAGGCUUUUCUGAAACGAAAAGAAGGUAUGGUAAGGCUCAAAAAAAAUAACCAGAAGCCUUUAAAAGAAGACAGCAAGCAUUCCAGAAAAGCUGGUUUGGACUGCUGGGGUCAUUUCUCCCAGCCUGGUCAAGUGGAUGCAGGCAUACUGCAGCCAGGGGAAUGCUCUCAGUUAAGUCUGCAGGUCAGUAGUUCCAUGCAGAUGGGUACACAGGAAAAAAAAGCAGACUGUGCUUUAGCUGAGUGGGAGAUAAAGGCUCAGACUGACUGUGAAGCAAAACUAGUUGAGCAAAGUACAGAAGAAAAAGAAGUGAUUGGGAGAGAUGAAGACACAAAGGAAAAUCCUGUUGACUCAGCAGAGAGAAGGUGGCCUGAAAUCCUGCAACCAAGUCCUGAACCAGUAACAGAAAUGAACCUACAAGUAGGUGAGGAAAGGGAAACUCAUCAUAUGGAUUCUCUACUGCAAGCAGGCAGAACUGAUGGAAGAUCUGUGGAGGGUACCCUGCAAAAGGACCUAGGUAGGGUGGAUCAGCCUCUGAAGGGUCAUCUCAUAGGGGGAGCAAAAACCCCUUUGGAAGUCCUGCAAAAGCAUUCUCCACUUCAGGAUUUAGAAACAGAUCUCAUCAAAGAGGCAGAGUGGAGUGCAGGCCCUGCAUUCACACAGGGCCAGAAACGGGUUCAGGUAUGCCCACAGGAACUUGUUUCAGGGAGCCAGAGCUCAGAAGGCAAAAGGCAAAUCCAUACUGGGUUCAAGAUGGUCAAUGAUAAGAUAGUAAAAAUUACAUGUAGCUCACCAGAGGCUGUGGAGAAGGGAAUCUCAUCCUCAGCCUUGCAGCAGGAGUGGCAAAAGAAGGGGAAAGCUGUGUUGACGUGGCAUGUUGCAUCUUUGUCCCAUGAGUCAAGCAGCUUAUCCUCCAACAGUGAUGAUGACCCCAAAUCUCACCAUGCUCAGUAUCCCUCCCAGCACGGGCCUCAGGGAGUAGAUCAAACUGACAGACAUUUGGAUCUCUCUGACGGUGAUUAUGCUAGUGAUGAGCCCAGUGGAACUGAAAAAAUGUCUCUUAAAAAAACACGAAUGGACCAGCUCAAGACUGUCAGGAGCCAGGAGCCGAGUCACCCUUUGCAAUACAACAGAGACCAAAUUCACCCAUUGCAGAAAGAAAAAAUUGCUCAUAGCAAGUUCAAAGGAACAGCUAGCAUCAAUGGAGAAAAUGUGAAAUCAGAAGAAAUACAACUUAACUCCACCAACAUUGCAUUUGCAGUAUCCAGCAUGAGUGCUUUGAAGGAGGAGGAUUCAGUGUUGGCAUCAGCACGGAUAUUAAAACAGCAGAUUGUGGGACUGCAGGAGGAGUUCAAGAGAAAUGAGUCCUGCUGGCAUGCUGCCUACGGCAAGCUGAGAGACCAGGUUGAGAUCCUGACCAGGCAGAACAUGGAGCUUCGAGAUGAACUCAGAGUUUCAGAACAUCAGAGAUGGAAAGCAGAAAAAAACCCAGAAGCUGUGAAUUUCAUGGACAGAAAAUCCAAGACCCCGCCUCCAAAAUCAAUAUUAUCUAGAAGAUCAGUGUUACAUCAAGAAAGAAGAAAAAGUAAGGAAGAGGUGCAGGAAAAAAUAGAAUAUCCUGAUGGAAAGGUAGAAGAGGUGCUUACUGAUGGACGUCGAAUCAUCACUUUCCGCAAUGGUACUAAAAGAGAGAUCAGUGCUGAUAAAAGGAUGACUACGAUCAGCUUUUUCAAUGGAGAUGUAAAGAAGAUCAUGCCAGAUCAGAGAGUGAUUUAUUAUUAUGCAGAUGCACAGACAACCCACACUGCUUAUCCAGAUGGCCUGGAGGUGCUGCAGUUCCCUAAUAAUCAGAUAGAAAAACAUUAUCCUGAUGGCACACAAGAAAUUGUGUUCCCAGAUCACACAGUGAAAUGCCUCUAUAGCGACGGAUUCAAGGAAACUUUUUUCCCAGAUGGUACAGUAGUAAAAGUAGAAAAGAAUGGAGAUAAAAUAGUGGUAUUCAGUAAUGGUCAAAAGGAGGUUCACACUGCGCAGUUCAAGAGGCGGGAGUACCCAGAUGGCACUGUAAAAACUGUGUACCGCAAUGGCAGACAAGAAACCAAGUACUCCACUGGACGAGUUCGAAUCAAAGAUGAGGAGGGUAAUACCAUCCUAGACAAGAAGUGA